CAUGAAUACCUACGUACCCGUUUCAAAAUUCUCGUUUCAAAUCACAGCAAUCGACCGAGCAGCACAGGUAUUGGGUGAAUGUUACUGUCUGCGACUUCUGUCAAAUCCUGAUCGAUAAUCUGGUCACAAGACAAGGAAAUAUAUCAUGGCCGCCAAUAUACAAGAUGUUAUUAUGCUCGUCGGUGACUCCCUCACUGGACGUGGAUGGGAACGAGGAGGCUUCGCGCAGUUACUUGCGGAAAGAUACAUUCGGAAACUUGAUGUUAUCAACCGCGGCCUUGGAGGUUAUCAAACGGAUUGGGCAAUUCCGGUGUGCGAGCAGAUCUUUGCCAAGCAGCAUGAGCAGCAUUACGCCCCGAAGAUCAAGCUACUUACAAUUUGGUAUGGCGCCAACGACGCUGGACCUGCUCCCAACACACGAUACGUCCCGAGAGACAGAUACAAAGCGAAUCUAAGCCAUCUUAUCCAAAUGGUGAAAUCGCCGACAUCAGCUUACUACUCCCCUGAGACCCGUAUAAUAUUGAUCACCCCGCCACCAGUAAAUACGAAGCAAUGGAGUAAGCCUGAGAGUCCACGAGUAUUUGAGACUACCAGGUCAUACGCGGCAGCUGUCAAGGAAGUAGGCGAGCAAGAGAAUGUGCCCGUUGCGGACAUUUGGACGCAGAUGUUCGACGGCGCCGGUCGAAGGGAGGAGGGAUGCGAAAUAUACUUGACCGAUGGGUUACAUCUGAACAGUGAUGGUUACAACAUUGUCUUCAAGGCCAUCAUCGACAUCGUAGAGCGGGUGUAUCCUGAAAUGGAUACUGCGAAGAUGCAAGAUGUGUUCAUACCCUGGGACCAAGUGGAUUUACAGAAUCCAAGAGCGUCUUUAGUGAAACGGAAAGUACAUCUGUAGUCAUUGGAAUCAUGAUGUAUGGGUGAACAUGUGUUAGUACUUGGAGCCGAAGAAGUUCCAAAACAGGAUUGACAAAAGACAAAAUGCAC
Messenger RNA from Suillus clintonianus, 984 nucleotides. RefSeq names its product SGNH hydrolase-type esterase domain-containing protein. The record is from RefSeq and is a predicted model, not a curated record. The transcript is spliced from 5 exons. Lineage: Eukaryota; Fungi; Basidiomycota; Agaricomycetes; Boletales; Suillaceae. The coding region runs from base 146 to 895 and encodes 249 amino acids.